AUGAAAAGACCAGGUUUCGGUAAUAAAGGAGUACCGAUAAAAAUUCAAACAAACUUCUUUGAAGUUACUAAUAAGAUACCGAAAAUGAAAAUUACACAUUAUGAUGUAACGAUAUUUCCUGAGGUCCCUCCGCGAUUAAAUAUUAAUAGGAAAGUAUUUAACCAUUUUUCAGAGGAAAACCAAGUAGACCUUGGGGGCGUAAAACCAGUAUUCGAUGGAAUAAAAAAUAUGUUUACACACAAGCCAUUGCCAUUUAAAGACAGAAGUUUUUAUGUAGAAUUAGAGGAGGACAACAUGCCCAUGGGUAGUAAACGUCCAUUUCGAAGAUUUACAAUUAGGAUAAGAAAAACUAGAGAUUUUUUCAUGGAAGACCUAUUCCGAUUUUUACACGCAAAAGGCAAGAUGACCUGGAAUUGCAAAAUGGCAAUAACGGCAAUGGGCGUCAUUAUCAGUCAUGAGAUUUUUACAAACCAUCCUACUAUACGUAAUUUAUUUUAUACUUCGCAGGGAGCUAUACCCCUCUUUGGGGGUAUAGAGGCUUGGCCAGGGUAUUACCAAUUAGUACGUCCCACAAUGGGAAAAAUGAUGAUAAACAUAGAUUCAAGUGCUACCACUUUCUAUGAAGGUGGUCCACUUAUUCAGAUGAUUGUAAAAAUAUUGGGUCUUAGAUCUCCCAAUGAUCUACGUAAAGGAUUAUCAGAUAGUAAGGACCGUCGAAAAGUUGAAAAGAUAAUAAAAAAUCUUAGGAUAAGUGAUAAUCAUAUACCGGAAAAUAGACGAAAUUUUAAGAUUGAAAAAUUAACUCGAAGUUCAGCUUCAGACACUACGAUUAAUAGAAAUAAGAUCGAUGUGGAAACCUAUUUUCAAAAAAAAUACAAAAAACGUUUAUUAUACCCAUUUCUCCCUUGUGUUGUUGUAGGAAAAAAUUAUUAUCUUCCGAUAGAAGUUUGUGACGUAAUUCCGGGGCAACAACACAUACGGAAAUUGAAUGAAAUACAAACAGCUGACAUGAUUAAAUUUACUUGCCAACCUCCGAGUGCUCGGGCAAAUAAGAUCCUGGCUAGUCUCAAUAUAUUAGAUUAUCAAAAUAACGAAUACCUUAAACAAUUCGGGAUGGAAAUAUCAAACGAUAUGACUGUGGUAAACGCUAGGAUUCUUCCCACUCCAAUAAUUCAGUACCACCAAACAUCAAAGGAGAAUCGUAUCGAACCGAAAGGUGGAGAAUGGAAUUUACGAGAUAAAAGAGUAGCAACAGGUGCUACCCUUGGUUCAUGGUCAGUUUUGGCCUUUUUAAAUGAAAAGGAAUUACCUGAUAAUAUUAUUAUUGCAUUCUUGAGAAAAUUUUUUAUUACAUGUCAAGAUACGGGAAUGAAUAUUCUAAAUAGAUUUCCUCCUAUAUGUCGCGAAAAUGGAAAUACUGAAGAAUCAUUAAGAAAAGCCUGGUUGAGGGCUGGCAAUAAUGCGAAAGUUAAACCUCAGCUUAUUCUAUGUAUUCUCCCACAUAGAUCAGUUUUGUAUGGCGAAAUUAAACGUGUUAGUGACACAGUUAUUGGUGUCGCAACACAGUGUGUCCUAAGUAAAAAAGCGAAAACCCUGAAAAAACAAUAUCUUGCAAACAUUUGCCUAAAGAUAAACGUUAAACUUGGAGGAGAGAAUUCAUUUCUUAUUCCCGAACAUAUUCAAUUUGUGGCAGAUGAACCUACUAUUUUGAUGGGCGCAGACAUUACUCAUCCUUCGCUUGGUGGUUACAUAAGUCCAUCUUAUGCUGCCUUAUGUGGUUCUAUGAAUGCUAGGGCGUCACGUUAUGUAGCAUCACUUAGGGUUCAAACCGGUCAUACUGAAAUAAUAAAAGAUUUAAAAGAUAUGGUUAAAGAAUUGUUAAAAACAUUUUAUCAAACUCAUAGGUUAAAACCUAAAAAAAUUUUAUUUUACCGAAAUGGAGUUUCAAAGAGUCGAUAUAUUGAUGUGCUAGGGAGUGAACUAACCGCGAUUAAAGGCGCGUGUAAAAGUCUUGAGACUAAUUAUGAACCCACUAUCACGUUUGUUUUGGUAAAGAAGAGACGCCACACACGUUUUUUCCCAAUGGAAAGUAAAUAUACUGAUAGAACGGGAAAUUGUCUUCCUGGUACCGUUGUUGAAACGGACAUUACACAUCCAUUUGAAUUUGAUUUUUAUUUAUUAAGUCAUGCUGGAAUAACGGGGACGUCUCGGCCAACUCAUUAUCAAGUUUUAUAUGACGAAAAUGGAUUUGAUGCAGAUGGGUUACAAACGUUAUCUUAUAAUCUCUGUCAUACUUAUGCGCGUUGUACGCGUGCAGUAUCUUUGGUACCUCCGGUAUAUUACGCCCACUUAGCUGCCACCAGGGCAAAAUUUUACUCAUCCUAUGACUUCGAUACGGGAGAAACCACAUUUGAAGCGGUAAAGGAAGCACUACGAAAGGUAAAUUAA
This is a messenger RNA of Rhizophagus irregularis DAOM 181602=DAOM 197198, 2448 nucleotides long. Lineage: Eukaryota; Fungi; Glomeromycota; Glomeromycetes; Glomerales; Glomeraceae. The record is from RefSeq and is a predicted model, not a curated record.